Messenger RNA from Kluyveromyces marxianus DMKU3-1042, 267 nucleotides. Its product is annotated as ATPase-binding protein. Gene Ontology annotation, cellular component: mitochondrion. Gene Ontology annotation, molecular function: ATPase inhibitor activity. The record is from RefSeq and is a predicted model, not a curated record. Gene Ontology annotation, biological process: negative regulation of ATP-dependent activity. The transcript has a single exon. The coding region runs from base 1 to 267 and encodes 88 amino acids. NCBI's taxonomy places the organism in Eukaryota, Fungi, Ascomycota, Saccharomycetes, Saccharomycetales, Saccharomycetaceae.
AUGCUAUCACGUUCCACCCGUUCCGUUUUGACUCGUGUCUCCAGAAUCCAACCAAUUGCCGUUAGAAUGUACUCUUCCGAAGGCUCUAUUGGUUCUACCAGACCAGACGGUUCUUCCGAUGCAUUCACCAAGAGAGAAAGGGCGCAAGAAGACUUCUACGUCAAGCAACAUGAAAAGGAACAAUUGCAACACUUGAAGGAAUCCGUCAAGCAACAAGAAAAGAAGAUUGAAAACUUGGAAGAAAAGUUGGACAACCUAACUAAAUAA